Messenger RNA from Contarinia nasturtii (swede midge), 1911 nucleotides. It is a transcript of the gene Hs2st, whose product is annotated as heparin sulfate O-sulfotransferase. The record is from RefSeq and is a predicted model, not a curated record. NCBI's taxonomy places the organism in Eukaryota, Metazoa, Arthropoda, Insecta, Diptera, Cecidomyiidae. Gene Ontology annotation, cellular component: membrane. The coding region runs from base 264 to 1319 and encodes 351 amino acids. The transcript is spliced from 7 exons. Gene Ontology annotation, molecular function: heparan sulfate 2-sulfotransferase activity.
UGCCAUACCCGAGCAUGCAUACAAAAAUACCAUCGCAGUUAUUCAAUCAUUGUUUUUGUUUGCAACAUUUUGCUUUGAGUUGUGUUUUUUUUUUUCUCGCUGCUGCACUUACUUCCUAUCUCGGCAGAUUGAGUUUGUGCCAUUAUAAAAUGUAGUCCAAAAGUCAAUAAGAGAGAUAAUAUUCAGAGUAUACAAUUCAAUCGUUAAUCAUAUCAUACGGGAAAAAAUAAGCAAUUUUAAUGUGAAAAUCGAAGUGUAAAAAAAUGGUUUCCAGAAGGAAGAUGUUGCUAGUGUUUUGUGCAGCUAGUGGUGCCUUUUCAUUGCUAUGCGUUUGGUCCUACUUCAUUCGAAUGGAACGAUUUUAUUGGGAAGCGAAAACAACAGAGAAUGCGGCAUACAACUACGCAGAAGCAGAUGCACUCAAAUCGCACAAUGCACACGACAUUACUAACUCAUUUGAUGAUAAUUUAAUUGUUAUCUAUAAUCGCGUACCAAAAACGGGCUCCACCAGCUUCGUCAAUUUGGCCUAUGAUUUAUGCAGAAAAAACCAUUUUUAUGUACUGCAUAUUAAUAUCACCGCAAACAUGCAUGUCCUAUCACUUAAUAACCAAAUUAGCUUUGCUCGGAACAUAAGUGCUUGGAAUGAAAUGAAACCAGCGCUGUAUCACGGCCAUAUGGCAUACCUCGACUUUUCAAAAUUUCAAAUUCCACAAAAACCAAUUUAUAUAAAUCUGAUAAGAAGACCAAUAGAUCGUUUAGUGUCCUAUUACUAUUUCUUGCGAUACGGAGACAAUUAUCGACCGAAUUUGGUGCGAAGAAAAGCAGGAGAUAAAAUGACAUUGGAUGAAUGUAUAAAGCGGAAACAACCGGAUUGCGAUAUAAAAUAUAUGUGGUUGCAAGUGCCGUUCUUUUGUGGCCAUGCGGCUGAAUGCUGGCGACCCGGUAGCCAGUGGGCGUUAGAACAAGCCAAGUAUAAUCUAGUGAAUCAUUACUUUUUAGUUGGUGUAACAGAGGAAAUGGAAGAUUUCAUAUAUCUAUUAGAAUUAUCGUUGCCAAGAAUAUUUAAAGGAUCAAUGAAUCAAUAUCUGAACUCAAGUAAGUCACAUUUGCGUCAGACGACAUCAAAAAUCGAUCCGAGCCCGGAGACAAUAGCCGAAAUAAAGAAAACCGAUGUGUGGCGAAUGGAACAUGAUUUCUAUGAAUUUGCACUGCAACAAUUUCACUUUAAUUAUAAAUUGCAAAAUAAGAUAAAAGUACAGGGUCAAAGUUUGCCACAAAAUCAACAAUUCUUUUACGAAAAAAUUCGACCGAAAACAUAAGACAAAACAACAACAACGUCGAUCUCAUUUUACGUCUUAUAUAUGCACUAAAAGCGAUAAAUGACAUUUAACGGAGAUAUAUAGACACAUGAAAGUUAUUGAUAAAGUAGUUUGCCAUUCAACCAGAAUUGGUGACCAGAGAUUAUUAAAUUUAAUUUACGGAAUUAUUAAUACUCGACAAAAUGGUAUGUAGCGGCCACAAAAUGCUUAGAUAAUUAAUUGAUAUCGACUCUUGUUUGUCGACUGCACACACACACUUGAUAUUAGACUACCUGAAAUUAAUAUUAAGAAUAUUUUCCUAAUUAGACGGCAAAUUAAUGUCAAUCAAAAUGGCCACUUUAUCAGGUUAACGUUUUUUGUAUUUCCACUAAAAAAAGACCUAUUUUCUAGAAACGAAAUCAAAAGCAACUCAAUUAAUUUUUGUACGAAAUCAACAUCCACAUCACACUUUUUUUAUGUUCUCCAUUCGAUUAAAAUCGCGCUCUCUACGGUAGGUGGUAAGAAUAACAGACUCACAAUUAUGGUCAAAAUUUUAUAGUCACCAGUGAAUCUUUGAUUAAGUGGAAAAUAAAGACAUUUUAUUAUUCACAAA